Messenger RNA from Rhodamnia argentea, 3269 nucleotides. RefSeq lists its product as uncharacterized. NCBI's taxonomy places the organism in Eukaryota, Viridiplantae, Streptophyta, Magnoliopsida, Myrtales, Myrtaceae. The transcript has 2 exons. The coding region runs from base 323 to 2845 and encodes 840 amino acids. The record is from RefSeq and is a predicted model, not a curated record.
CCAAGCAGCAAAUGCACCGCCGCCAUGGAAAGCGAGUACUGGAUCUUCAUCGGGCAACAAGAAAGCUCAUCCAUAAACGUGCGGGCGAAAUAGGAUUUUGUCCAAGAACAAGACAGCUUCCAGGAAAGUUGGCAAUAUAAGCUGCCUAACCGUUACUUUUAUAGAGGCAUAGCUCCACUUUCGCAUCCUAAUCCAGGAAAUUCAUAAACAAAAUUUCUGGAAAUUGAAAUCAGUUUCCAUUGAAGCGCCAGACAUAAGUUUUCCUCAGCUGGUUUGACGUGUAAAAAGAGGAGUCUGUUCUUGAGCCACUCCAGACUGCGAAAUGAAGGCCAAGAACUCCGCUGAAGGUCAAAGCAGCAUUCAUCUGGAUAUUCCUCAGCUUCAGAAGGAAAAUGAAACCAUCAUUUCACCCGCCACAAUCUUUGAGCCGCAAACUAGUGAUGGUAGGAGAGAAGGAAGCAGCGGAAACUCUGUUUCCCCUGCGCUGCCAGCUGUUUCAGCCCCCGAGAAAAAGCUGACUCUGUUUGCUCUCCACCUUGCGGUUCUCGAAAAAGCAGCCACUGGCCUGGGAACCCUUGGUUUCAUCUGGGCGACGGUUGUGCUCUUGGGGGGCUUUGCCGAUUCCCUAGACAAAACCGACUUCCCGCUCAUCACCAUCAUUUUAUUAAUUGAAGGUGCUCGAAUAUUCAGCAGGAGUCAUGAGCUGGUAUGGCAACACCAGUCCACAUGGUCAAUAGAUGAUGCCAGAAUUAGCAGCUUCCGAGAGCUAAGAUCGAGCGCUAGAGCUCCAGUUGAAUCCGUGAAGGAGGAUAUGUCGAGCCCCGUAAGCCCUGCUACGAGGAAGCAAAGUCAACACAUCAGGGAUAUUUCCGAAACUACAGAUGCGACAGAUGUUAGAGAGCAGAAAUUGAAACAGAAGCCAACCCGGAUUUGGACUUCUUCUGAAGUUCCUAUUGUACCUUAUGCAGGGUGCUUUUUCCAUUCGAGAAACGUCAGCAAGAUUCUCUAUUGGCUCCAGCUCUUGUCUGCAAUUGCCUGCGUCGUGCUCUCAUUGAUGAAGCUCAUCAAGCAUAAUUUUGGUGAGCUAGCUGAAGGAGACACUGACAAGAGGAACAUGGAAGCUGCUCUGUAUAUCUUUUAUGCCUUGGCUUUGGCAGAAGCUCUGGUCGUCCUGACAGAGAGAGUUUACUGGGAGUGGAAGGUUGUCAUCUGUAAGCUUCUCGAAGGGGUGAAUGAGGAACGUGAUCUGGGGGCAUCAGGUAUGAUCGCGACUCGGAGAUUUUUCUACGACUCCUAUUCGAGAUGUAUUAAUGGGAGCAUUUUUGAUGGCCUGGGAAUGGAUAUGGUGACUUUUGCGAAGGAUCUCUUAUUUUCAAACUCACCAGACGAGCAGCUCAUGGGAGCCAGGAUUCUUCAUCGAAUUUCUACAAAAGAACUGUUUUCAGAUGACGCGCUUCAGAAGAUAGGAACAACUCUGCCAGUUAUAGAGAGACUGGUGGAGAUCUUAAACUGGAAAGACCCACAAGAGGAAGAAAUCAGGCUAUCAGCUGCAGAAAUAGUUUCCAAAUUAGCCGGGAAAAAGCAAAACUCCCUUCGUGUCGCUGGUAUACCCGGGGCAAUGGAAUCGAUAUCAUCUCUUCUCCAGACAAACAGAAGCCCCAGUUCUGCAGCGGACGAAAUUGGCAAAAAGAAAAUCAUCUUUGACCAUGAAGGCUAUGGCUACUGGGCUUUCAAUAAUUUGGGACUUCUCAUUCUGAAGAAACUAGCCCGGGAUCAUGAUAACUGCGAAAAAAUUGGAAACACAAGGGGCCUUCUAUCUAAAAUCGUAGAUUUCACUCGUGCUGAUGAAAUAACAUUGAAGGACUCAAGUGUCACCACAUCGCAGGUUUUGAAUGUUAAAAGGUCCUUACAGCUUAUGAAGAGGCUGGCAAGCACAACGGGUACCACCGAGAAAAAUAUUCCGAGAGAGAUCUCUGAGAUAGUCUUCACCAUAAGCAACAUAAGAGAUGUUCUACGACACGGAGAGAAGCGACUGGAACUGCAGAAACUAGGUAUUGAGAUCCUUACCAGUUUGGCACUAGAAGACGAUGCCUCGGAGCGAAUAAGAGAGACCGGUGGAGUUCUGAAAGAACUGUUAAAGAUAUUCUUCCAACAAGGAGUACCGGAAGAACAAAGGGAUGUGAGGAUCGUGGCCGGAGAAGCCCUGGCAAUGCUGGCUUUCGAAAGCAAGAGCAACUGUCAUCGAAUCUUGAAGUUAAAUGUAGUGCAGAGGCUCGUAGAAGCAUUGGAGAUUCCGCUUCUUCGUGUUAAUGCUGGAAGAAUUUUGAGGAAUCUGUGCACUUACAGUGGACCAGAGUCCUCCAACCAGCUAGAGGGAGUAACAGCAGCAGCACCAAUAGUUCUCAAUGCAAUCUUAUCAGAAGAAGGCAAACUACAAGAGGUAAUGGUUGGGCUAGCGGCACAUGUUUUCAAGUUCAUGACAGCAGAAGAAUCCACUGCCGUCUACAGGAGGGCAGGGUUUAGAGAAGCCGAAUUAGCUUGCGCUUUGGUCGAGAUCCUGAGGAGCCACCGGAACCCACACAUAAAGGUGCCGAGCAUGAGAAGGUUUGCUAUCGAGCUGGCAAUCUGCAUGAUGAGGGACAAAUCGACUAAUGUGCAGAUCUUCAGGGAUUUGGGCAUGGAGGAGGAGCUUGAAGGGGUCUUGGAUACGACAUCAGAGCUAGAGAGCUUCAAUUUUUUCUCUGGCACCAUUGGACUAAGCAGGCACAGCACGACCAUUCACUCACUUGUUGAGGCCGCACUUAUGCUGCUGAAGAACAGGUUUGAUCAACCGCUACAUUACUAAGCAAGUGAUGAUGCCAAAUUAUCCAACAAAUGGGAAUUCCUGAAGCAAAGAAAUAAAGGUAAUUGCUUCUUUAGCAAUCCCGCCUAACUUAAGUCUGAUGAAAUGCUUCUGAAAGUUUACACCUUCCUUGUUUGUUCGCACGAAAUUUGUGCCAUUGACAGCACACCACGUGUACUACUACCGAAACAUAUGCAAGAUGUGUACAUACAUCCACACAUUCUUUUGCAUUUCGAUUUAACUACUGAACAUUAAAGCAUCCAAGCGUUGCAUAUACCGUGAUUCUGAGCUCCCUACUUCUGCUAUGAAAAGACCCGAUUUUUCCUUCCAAAUCUUUUUCUACUUACCAGCGAAUCGAAGACUUAAGGACGAUAUACUUCAAUUCGAUCUUUACCUAUAUUCAACAUGCCUACACCAAGAACAAGAA